AUGAAUUCUAAUUUUCCUUCAAAUUUGACAAGAAGUAUUGCAGGUCUUCUGUUUCUAGAAAAUGACAGUAUUAAUGAAGGAGCUGCACAUCUUUUGGUAAUUACCUUCUCUGGUGAGUUGCAUAAAUAUUUAGUGAACCGUAAUGGUCAAUACCAGUUGGUGCACUCUUUCAAUUUCACAUUUCACCAUCAACAAGGAGUGACUGCAGUAGUCUACAUUCCCAUACACAGUCUCCUUAUCAUUGGCAGCCAUGUUCCUACUGCAACUGGACUUGAUAACUCCAUGUUAGAAGCAGAACAACAUGGCCUCAGUUUAUGGAGGAUUUUAUCUUCUUUCCCAUUCUACAAAUUAAUCACAGAUUAUGAGGAAGAUAUAAAAAAAUCAAAGCAAAGAGGCUUUCUAAAGAGAUUCAUGGUUCUACCAAAACUAUCUUGGCAAACCAGCAAAGACAGUAUUUUCAAGAUGUCUCUUUCUCCAAACCAGAAACAGCUGGCAACUCUUCAUUACUCAGGAAAACUUGUACUCUGGGAUGUGCCUUCAUUGCAUAAGAGAAAAUCUUGGACUCAUGAACAACAGCCUUGUCAUGAUGAGCUAAACCCAGAAUUUCUUGACAAACCACAGAAAAGAAAACUCAUAAAAGACUUGGUUCAAUCCAAGAAUUUGCUUGAUGUCAACUGGUGGACUGAUAAUGCAUUGAUCUUAGCUAGAUGUCAAGGUUCUGUAAGUUUGGCCUCUACAAAAUCUUUGAAGAAUAUGCUUGGUGAAACUCCAGAAUGGUUUGAACCUGCACCUCGAGUUACUAGCACUUUUGAUGGAAGGUUUUUAGGCCUUGAGUGUGCUUGUAAAUUUGUGACAAAACACAGCUUAGGGAAUACUUCAAGUAACAACCCUUUGUCUGAUGAUCAGUUUGAAGACAGUGAUGAUGAAGAAAUAUCUUGGAUGAGAAAAACUUCACAAUACACCAAACAAGUAUUGUAUUAUAUUACAGACAAUGAAUGUUUUAAACCAAUGCAUAAGAAACCCAGAUUUGUCAAUCGGACCUACCAACUUGUCUGUCUUCGAUCAACAACACCUGAGGAAUUGUAUGCCCAAAAGAUUGAUAAUGAAGAGUAUGGAGAGGCACUGGCCUUGGCAAUGGCUUAUAACCUGGACUGUGAUUUGGUUUACCAGCGUCAGUGGCACAAAUCCCCAGUAUCUGUGGCCUCCAUAAAUGAUUACUUGCGCAAGAUUAGUAAAAGGUCUUGGGUACUCCAUGAAUGUUUGGAACGAGUCCCAGACUCUAUCCAUGCACUUAAAGAUCUUUUAAAGUAUGGUCUUAAAGGUACUGAUUUGCAAGCCAUGAUUGCUAUUGCCAAAAAAGAGGAUGGAGGAAGAUUUGUAAUAUGUGAUGAUGAUGAACUAAUCAUUGAUAGUGAUGAUGAAUAUGAAGGUAUUGAUUUUUUCAAUAUGGCAAAUUUACAAAAACAGCAAGAGAAAAUUUUUAAAAAGAAGCAAGAAUUACUUGAUCAAAUCAAAUUUGCCUCUUUAUCACUUGAACAAAAAGAACUAUGCCGAGCUCGUCUCAAACUACUUCAGUACUUGGAUCGUCUAAUGACUUAUGAGCUUAUUCUUGGCGGUAUUCAUUCUGCACCUGAACAUUUUGAUCGUGUUUUUUUUGAGACCUUUCGUUCAGAGAAUCUUGUGGAAGCAGCUGUUAAAUUUGCUCAGGAUAGUGAAACUGUGGCAGUUGAGGCAUUAUUCAGCUAUCAUGGAACUGACGUCUUACCACAUAGGUUAGCUAUCUUGUCUAACUUCCCAGAAACAACAUCACCUUCAGAGUACAGUCACCUGCUUCCAGAAGUUGGGCUUGGUAAUAUGUUGUUACCUUGGGAAGAAGAUCAGAGACGUGAGGAAGACUGGUGUGAAGCACACAGAUCUGUCAUUGAUCCAAUUCAAGUUGAUUUAGGAAUCAAUUUAUAUGAAGAAAAUCCAUCACUGUUAAAAUUCAAAGGAAUAUCCUUAGACAAGGAAGUUGUCAAAAAUUGGUAUAUGGAGAGAGCCUGUGAGAUUGAGAGAGAAUCUCGUAUGGUUGACAAUGCUGUAGAAUUAAUCAAGCUGAGUAUUGAUCGAGGAGUGGAGGGUCUUGAAGAUUUGUUAGAUGAUUUAAUAACAAUGGAAUGUCUUGUUUAUGACUGCCAUGUUGGAUCAGAGCUGACCUUUAAACAACUUCAAGAAAAAAACAACAUUGAAAAAGUUCAUCUUAUAAUGAAUAAGUCAUCAAUUGAAAAAUAUGUGAAGAAUAUUCACCACUGGUUGAUUCCAUUCCUGAAAAGAUGUGAAAGAAAUGACCCUCAUGCUUACAUGACAUUGCUAAAAAAUUAUAUGACAAAUAUGGCCAAAGAUGACCUUACACUUCCUCUGAAGAUAUUUGAAGCGUCAAAAUCAAAUCUGUCCACACCUGUGAUUGCCAAUCCACUUGAUCUUAUACAAAUGGCUAUUGAUGUUAUUUACAUCUGUGAACGGGAUAACCAAGUGGACAUUGCUGGAAAUAUUAUGAAAUGCUUGCCUUUAAAAAUUCCUGGUGCAGGAUCAUAUACACAAGAAUUGCAGAGACAGAGAGAAAAUUUAGAAAGCCACAUUUGGGCAGCACAAAUAUUUAAUGAGUAUGGUUUACAACAAACUAUUUAUACUAUCAAAGAUUCACAGAAAAAUAUAGAAUCCACAAAGAAUUUACUUGUGAAGUUAACACGUUCUGCUGGUAGACGAACACCAGCAAUGAAUGAGAAAGAAUGGUUUGACUUUCACAGAAGUGUCACCAAACUUCAAGAAAGACUUUUCCAGAACAUUACUCCUGCUGAAGCCUUGGAGAUAUAUGUUGCUAGUAUGUUAUGUUCAAGUGAUAUAAAAGUAAUCAACUUGGCUAAACACUACAUUACGCAACAACAAAAUGAACCUAAAUUUCUGCAGCAUGUGGAUAUUACAGUCAAGGUGUCUUUUGAACAAUCUGUACAUUUGGUAUUGAAUGCAGCUCAAGAGUAUUUCAACUCAGCAUCAAAUUUCAGUCAUUUUUCAAUGAACAUGGCCAAGACCUGUCUAAAUUUGAUAAAGGACUCUUCAGAAGAUAUUCAAAAAGAGUUGGAUUUAAUUGAGUCUUUAUCCAUUUUAGAAGAAUUUGGAGUCAGCAUUUUACCUUUGCAAGUUCGUCUCAAAGAAAACAGAUUGGAUUUAGUAAAGGAGUCUAUAAAUAGCCGAACAAAUGCUUAUAGACAAUCCGAUAAGUUAUUACAACUGGCUAAGUUUUUGCAUGCAUCUGAAAAUGAAGCUGAAAUUGAUGGAAAUGUGCACCAAUUAAUUGCUGAAAUGGCACUUGUUGCCAAAGAUUAUAUGUGUGCAUAUAGUGCUUGUUCUCAACUGAUGAGAACUGGUUAUGCCCCAGCUUGGAGUGUAUGUAUGGAUUUGGCUGAGAAAGGCAAUUGUGUACUUGGCACAAGGAUUGAAUUAAUGGAAUUUGCUGUCACUUAUUGUACCGCUGACAUGAUUGAACCUAUUUUACAAGCUAAAGCACUUUUGGAAAUACAGCUCUUGUAUGACCAAGUAAAUGCUGAAUUUGGUAACUGCCCUCCAUUUUUGGAGAAGGGUUGCCAUCCAUUUUAUAUAGAAGUCAUUGAAAACAGUAUUUCAGACAAGAAAAUAGCAGAUCUUGAGAAAUUUGAAUGCCAACUUCCACAUUCAAUAGAGACAAGCAGCAGUAUAUUACGAACUGCUAAAUUGGAGGAAAGCCUUACAGAAGGAGAGCAAUAUAGACCAACAACAGAAGUGCUUCUAAGACUAGCCUUGGCUACUCUUCGAACAGACUUAACACUUGGUCUUUCCUAUUUGCUUGCAUUGCCUCAAUGUGAAUUAGCAGACCAAUGUUUCAGUCAACUACCUAAUACAGCCUUGGCUUUACAGUUGGCUGAAUUCUACUAUUCUCUUAAUAUUUACCUUGCCUUAUGGCCAGAUACUGGACCUGCACCUGCAAAAAUGUUCAAUUAUCCACCUUCUCAUAUUAUCUCAACUGUAGCCAUGUACUUAGUUGAAAAUCCUGAUUUACCAGAAGUUCAGAAAUCAGUGGAAAGACUACAAAACUACUGUGGACUCUCAAAAGAUUAUUGUCAAGCAAAAACUCUUCAAGGAUUAGGAAGAGGAGUGGAUGUUUUACGCUUUACAGAGGAUGAUAACUAUAAACAUGAAACCAUUUUAGGUUUGGCUAUGACAAAUGAAGCUGAUAUUUUUAAGAUUGCUGUAUCUUUAGCUGAACAUUAUAAUUUAUCUCAGUGGGAACUCUACAUGACACAUUUAGAAUUUUUAUUCUGUGAAAGUGGACUUGAUGCUAAUGUAUUAACUCUGUGUGUCCAGGAGGCUAAACUGAUGCCAACAUUAUUAGAAAACCCUAAACAGUUUGUGCAACGUAUGAAAGAUUACGUGUACCCCUUCAUUGAAGGUCAUAAUCACUCACGCCUUAUCUGUUACUAUUCACUGUUAGUCAAAUGUGAAGAGUACUGGUUAGAUGAGAAAAUAAAACCGUCUCUUCAUGUGGGACUGCUUAAGAAAUUAAGACCAGUUGCUCCAGGUUUAGAUUAUAAAAUUUUGAUGUCUGGGAAGGAUACUCUCUUUAAUGUCAUUCAACCUAUUCUUAAUGAAAAUAAUGUGAAUGUAUUUGCUAAACUGGCAUUCAAGAUUCCUGAUCAGAAAGGUGGCUAUUUUCACUCUGGUAUUGUUUUCGCAAUGUGGGCAGCAAAAAUGUUUUGGAAUGCAGAAAUAAAUCAACCUAAACUUACUGGUGAUUCUUGUUGGCUACAUCAGUAUGAUGACUGCUGGGAAUUCACUCAGAAAAUGUUUCCAGCUGACUUACUCAUGUUUAUUGAAUCAAUUGUUUUUGUCUCUACCUCAAGGGAAAAACUAUCUACCAAUUGUCGAGAAAAUAUUGUUAAAAGAGCUUUGAAAUACUGUCAACAGGAUAAAGGUAAAAAGAAGAAACAAGAUGGCUCAAGUUGUGAUGUAACAUGGAAAAAUGCAGAAGAUAAGCUGCAAAUUUAUUUGCAACAUUUGCGUUCACUUCAAAAUCCUAUUAUUGAAAAACUGAAAUCAUCAGAAGCAGAAAGCAUGCAACACUAUGCAGAGAUGUAUGAUCUUUCUAAAGGAGAUGUAGAACUGUUGAAGAAAUUCCACAUUCAGCUGUUACUGGAUGGCUUACCUAUUGAUUUAUUAAAUGAUAUUCUGUCUAUUAAACCAAUUUCAAAUUGGAAUCUUUCUACUGCUGUAAAGAAGGCUAUAGAAUAUUGUACAGAUUACAUUCUAGAUUCAAGUAAACACUGCGAUAUUUUUAAGAAAUCAGAUGGAAUUGAUGUUGUGGAAAGUAUUAUCCAAAAUGUACUUGGACAUCAAGAGAUGAGUGGGAAGUUAGUGACAGCUGAUGAUUUGCUGUCUUUGCUUCUCCCUUUUUGCUCUAAUUGCUCUGUCUCUGUGCAGCCCCGACUAAAAUUAUUGAAAUGUUUAGAAAUGAAUUUUAAAUUGAAGCCAAAAGAUAUAGAAUUGGUGGUGUUUUAUAGAACAAAUGCUGUAAUUGCUGAUUCUUGGCCGCAUCAACAACUUGAGAGCAGUGACAUCCAAACUGUUGAUGCCCGUCAAAAAUUGUUUGAAAAUUUAUUGUCUGCUAGCAGCACUGAUGUUCACUAUGUAGCUCUCUGCCAACUUCUGAAAAUAUGGCCUUCUCUAGAGAUGCUGAAAUUAGGAAAUCCUGCUGAAAAUCCUUGGGUUAAAAUGAUCACAACCAUGAGUCCUGAUGCGAUAUGUCAAGUAUUAAAAGAGAUCCCAGAAGAAACACCUUUGAGUAAAGAGUGUGUCAGCUUUAUUGUUGAUAAUCUCUUGUCAAAGAAGCAUAUGGUGUCAGCUGUUAAAACAGCUCUUAUGUCUUCUUAUAAGGACUUACAGAAGGAUAUCAUCAAGCAACUACACUUACAGAAAAAGGCUGCACUGGACACUGAAUUAUAUUGGUUGAUCUUGAGGAACCAGCUUAUGGCUAUCACUGUUGGUAGUUGUUAUUAUGAACCAUUGGUCAAUUUCAUUUUGGAUCAACAAGAAGCAUUUCGAGAUUCUUUGGUGCCUGACUACUUAGAUGUUGAUGUCAUCUCACAGGAUUUGAUUGCUGAGGGAUUUGAAGCUGAGGCAGGUACACUUCAACUGAAAGCUCAUGGCACGCAACCAAUGUUACAAACAUUUAGUGCUGCUCUUGGUGUAUGUAAACAUUGGUUAAAAUUAUGA
Molecule: messenger RNA, 6282 nt
Organism: Acanthosepion pharaonis
Lineage: Eukaryota; Metazoa; Mollusca; Cephalopoda; Sepiida; Sepiidae
Source: the annotation of a GenBank genome assembly